Molecule: messenger RNA, 1587 nt
Organism: Elaeis guineensis (African oil palm)
Lineage: Eukaryota; Viridiplantae; Streptophyta; Magnoliopsida; Arecales; Arecaceae
Source: RefSeq, a predicted model, not a curated record
CUUCCUCUCUAAGUCAUCAAGUUGAACCUUCCAAAUAACAUAAAUUUAAGAGAGAGAGAGAGAAAAAAAUUGAGAGAGGGAGAGAGAAAGAGUCUCUUGAGCGACUAUAUAGGGCUAAACUUUUCUAUAACCUGCAAGGCUGUAAACAGAGGCCAAAGGCUAAGAGAGAAAAAAAAAUGUACGCCACAAGGCUACUUUCCGUCUUCAAGGACUCUCCCGAUGCUGCCCUCCAGUCGCCACCUGAAGGUCCGAACUCAGGUUAUCUUGUUCUCCAGGAUGAAGGACCGGAUGUAGCCGAGCCAACAUGCUGUUGGGGCCUAUGCAAAGAUACACGAGUCCGGGAUCUCCCAUUCCCCCAGAACAGGAUCCUCACCAUCGAAUACACACAGCCAAAUGGACAGAGCUCUGCCACCUACACUGAAGUAGUUAUCUUUGUCCCGGUUAUGGAUCAACCACUCUCAUCAAAUCGCUACUAUGUCAUCCUUGUUAAAGGAAAGCAUAAGGGGAAAGCGUUAACAUGUUCGAAAGAGGAGGAUAAGACAACAUGCUGCUUCUGCCGAUGUGUAAAGGAUUUGAAACCAAGGCCUUUUGAUCAUACGAACAUCUACCAACAGAUGGAGAUCGUGGGAAAGAAAGGUUGCUUCACUGCUAAGUCCAUAGCUUCUGAUGGCUACCCUCCCUGGUUGCUGAGGACAAGGUAUUGGAGGGUCUAUGCUUCGAAGCCUAAGAAUUAUAGCUUAAGUGAGGCUUCUGGAAGAAACAAAUCCCUGCAUGCACGCCUGUCCGAAUUGGACUUCCCAAUAUCUGCCAUGAAUUCUCCUAAGGUAGGUGUUGGGAAGUGGUACAUUCCUUUUGUGUUUGUGAAGGAAAAGGCGAGCUUCGAAGAACAAAUGAACCUUUCUAUGCUCUAUGAGAUGACUCUAGACCAAUUCUGGGAAGAGGUAUACACACGCGAGAAUUCGCAUGGCAAAGGGAAGGUUGUGGAAGUGAAUUCUAGUAUUCGGGCGGAAAUGGUUUUCUUGAAUGGUAGGGAAGCCAAACAAGAUGUUGAAAGGAGUGUUGAUGGAUUUCUGUGGUUUAAGCCCCUUGACUCGAUGGAAGAAGGGAUAGGGUUGAGUUCGGCAAUAUGGGAAAGGAUGAGAUGGGAGGAGAACAGGGGAGGAUGGGUUGCUGGUGAAGAGAAGGUAGAGAGGGUGGAGGAAUAUGGAGGGGGAAAUGGGUGGAGGAAGUUUAGUUGUUAUGUGUUGGUGGAGAGGUUUGCUAUGAAGAGGAUGGAUGGGAGCUUGGCCUUGAUCUUUGAUUUCAGACAUACCAAGAAAAUUAGGACUAAGUGGGAGUGAGUCUUGUAUGAUCCCUCACAAUCCAGGCCUAUUUCCUGAGGAUUCAUGGUUUCUACUAUUAGAGCUAUUUCUUCUUUGUUUCUAUAUAUGCUAGGGAUUGUUUAACAAUAUGAACCGGUUGCUCUGGUGUUUGGUGUUUCAAUUAUAUGUAAAAAUGAUCUGGCUUGCUGUUGUGUUAUCCGUACUCAAAGGUAUAAUGGAUGGUGGUUUGAUCAAUACUACCUGGUUGUAUUGCUUCGCUUACUAA